GUUUGGACCAAGAGGAGUCGGAACAUCUGCAGAUAAAAGAAGAGCGUCAAAAGCCAGAACAUCCCUGGACAAAAGAGGAAACCAUGGAGCUCCCCAUAAGUGAGCAGCAAGAGCAGCUUGUUCUGAAGCACAAGAUUAAAGAUACAAGAGAGAAACCUUUCCCAUGUUUGACAUUUGGGGAAAGCCUUCUUAAAAAAGAGAAUUUAAUGGUUCACAAGAGAACUCACACAUGUCAGAAGUUUUAUUGUCUGUCCUGUGGAAAAUCUUUCAGAAAGAAAUCUAGUCUGGAUACACAUAUGAUAAAUCACACAGCUGAGAAGCCUUUUGAAUGUCAGAAAUCUCAUCUUGAUAAACAAAUCGGAAUUCACACUGGUGAGAAGCCUUUUGAAUGUCUGUCCUGUGGAAAAAGCUUCACUAACAAAUUUAAUCUUGAUAAACACAUCAGAAUUCACACUGGUGAGAAGCCUUUUUCCUGCACUAUUUGUAACAACAAAUUUAAUCAAAAGAGUCAUUUGAUUUCUCACAUGAGAAUUCACACUGGUGAGAAGCCUUUUGAAUGUCUGUCCUGUGGAAAAAGCUUCCCUAACAAAUAUUGUCUUGAUACACACAUCAGAAUUCACACUGGUGAAAAACCUUUUUUCUGUACCAUUUGUAGCAAGAAUUUUACUGAAAAGGGUAGUUUGACUUCUCACAUGAGAAUUCACACUGGUGUGAAGCCUUUUCAAUGUCUGUCCUGUGGAAAAAGCUUCACUCAGAAAUCUGAUCUUAAUAAACACAUCAGAAUUCACACAGGUGAAAAACCUUUUUUCUGUACCAUUUGUAACAAGAAUUUUACUGGAAAAGGUAGUUUGACUUCUCACAUGAGAAUUCACACAGGUGUGAAGCCUUUUGAAUGUCUGUCCUGUGGGAAACGCUUCACUAACAAAUCUAAUCUUGAUGCACAUAUCAGAAUUCACACUGGUGUGAAGCCUUUUGAAUGUCGGUCCUGUGGGAAAUGUUUCACUAAGAAAUCUCAUCUUGAUACACAUAUCAGAAUUCACACUGGUGUGAAGCCUUUUGAAUGUCUGUCCUGUGGGAAACGCUUCACUAACAAAGUACAUCUUGAUAGACAUAUCAGAAUUCACAGUGGUGUGAAGCCUUUUUCCUGUACCAUUUGUAACAAUACAUUUAAUCGAAAGAGUAGUUUGACUACUCACAUGAGAAACCACACAGGUGUGAAGCCUUUUGAAUGUCUGUCCUGUAGAAAAAGCUUCACUAACAAAUCUCAUCUUGAUAGACACAUCAGAAUUCACAGUGGUGAGAAGCCUUUUUCCUGUACCAUUUGUAACAAUAAAUUUACUCAAAAGAGUAAUUUGACUUCUCACAUGAGAACUCACACAGGUGAGAAGCCUUUUGAAUGUCUGUCCUGUGGAAAAAGCUUCACUAAGAAAUCACAUCUUGAUAGACACAUCAGAAUUCACACUGGUGAGAAGCCUUUUUCCUGUACCAUUUGUAACAAUAAAUUUACUCAAAAGGGUAGUUUGACUUCUCACAUGAGAAUUCACACUGGUGAGAAGCCUUUUGAAUAAGUCAUUGCAGUUAGAUGCCACAGGAAUGAACAGUAGAGGUGUUUACCAUGUUUGACUGGUGAUAAAAUGUCCAUCUAGAAACUCCUUCACCUCAUUACAUGAGAAACUCACGGGUUAAUGUCUUUUUUGAGGCAAGUUUUGAGAUUAAUUAACAACUGUGUUUACAUAGAAACCAGAACUGAUAAGGUGUUAUAUAGUAAAUCUGGUAAAUACUCAGGUCCUGGGUGAAUAUUUGGAAGUGAACAUUUGAAAGUGAAUUAUUUUGGAACUGAGUAAAUUAGAAUUAAAUGGCCAAAAAGUUUUGCCCUAACAAAAAAAAAAAAAAAAAGUUAUGAUUUCUUAAUUUUUCUCUAAUGAGGAGAAUAAACAUAAUAAAGUGCAAUGAAAACAUCUUGCAUACAGAUUAAGCACGUUUGCUGUCCAUAGAACAAGCAAUUGAUAAGUUAUAGAUGUCUAAAUUGAAAAAAAAAAAAAUCAAGGCAGACCCAUACUGUGCAAUGUUGGCAUGGUGUUGCACAUCUUUUU
This is a messenger RNA of Cyprinodon tularosa, 2093 nucleotides long. RefSeq names its product gastrula zinc finger protein XlCGF26.1-like. Bases 84 to 1568 code for a protein of 494 amino acids. The transcript has 2 exons. The record is from RefSeq and is a predicted model, not a curated record. Lineage: Eukaryota; Metazoa; Chordata; Actinopteri; Cyprinodontiformes; Cyprinodontidae.